Molecule: messenger RNA, 2800 nt
Organism: Wyeomyia smithii (pitcher-plant mosquito)
Lineage: Eukaryota; Metazoa; Arthropoda; Insecta; Diptera; Culicidae
Product: pre-mRNA-splicing factor 38B
Exons: 6
Coding region: 288-1340 (350 amino acids)
Cellular component (GO): precatalytic spliceosome
Source: RefSeq, a predicted model, not a curated record
GUACUAGCAGAUUCACCAAAAAACGGGAAUCUGUCGAGUGUCGUGUGUUCGUUUGGCAUCGCGGCAAAAAAAAAUCUUUUUAUUUCUCAAAAUUUAACAUUCAGCUUUAUUCACUUUUGUUUCCUUUUUGGCAAGUAAAUUUAGGACGGCGACCAGCGAGUUAUCGGCCAUUAAAUGGAUAUGUUUUUCAUCAAAUGGUAAUUGGAAGCCGGUUAAAAUAUCGAACGGUGUGGAAACCAUUGAUUUCCACUUCCACUUAGCAUAAUAAGAAACCUGCUUAUCGAACAAUGGAUCAAGAGUACGAAGACCAACAACACCCACCGAAGAAAUCGGCAAAGCAAAACAACGCCCUGCCACUAUGGGGAAACGAAAGUACAAUGAACCUCAACCCGUUGAUUCUGGCCAACAUCCAAGGUUCUAGCUACUUCAAAGUGUCCUUGUUCAAACUUAAGACUUACCAUGAAGUCGUGGACGAAAUCUACUACCAAGUCAAACACUUGGAACCUUGGGAACGGGGAUCACGUAAAACUUCCGGCCAGACGGGAAUGUGCGGUGGGGUUCGAGGAGUUGGUGCUGGAGGCAUCGUGUCUACCGCCUUCUGUCUACUGUAUAAGCUGUAUACAUUGCGGUUAACCCGAAAGCAGGUCAACGGACUGUUGUCUCACGGAGACUCGCCGUAUAUUAGAGCUUUGGGUUUUAUGUACCUUAGAUUCACUCAACCUCCAGGAGAUCUUUACGAUUGGUACGAAUCUUACUUACUCGAUGAGGAAGAAAUAGAUGUUAAAGCUGGCGGUGGACAGACAAUGACAAUCGGCAAUAUGAUCCGUCAGUGGCUCACUAAACUGGAUUGGUUUUCCACCUUGUUUCCGCGCAUACCCGUUCCAAUACAAAAGCAAAUUGAAUCCAAGUUAGACCAGUUUGCUAGAGAAAACAACGUGUCUUUUGCCGACCCAUCGAGUGAUCGCUACAGUAAAAGUGGUGGACGACCAUACGAACGUCCUGGCGUACCGGCUGCAAGAGAGGACUAUCGUGGAAGCGGUGAAUCCAGCCGAAAGCGUCCCGAUUUAAGUGGUCAUUGCGAUCGUGACCGGGAACCAGCACGAUCUUCGCGAACAGAUCGCGACGAUGACGUACGGCGGGGGCGCGAAAGAGAACGUGAACGAGAUCGGGAAAGGGAUAGAGAGCGAGAAAAAGACCCUUUCCGAGACAGACGGGAUCGUGAUCGAGAUUAUGAUCGCGGCAGGAAUAAGUGUCGGGAGAGAAAAUCUCGUUCACGAUCGAGAGAUCGAGAGCGACGGGAUCGUGACAGAGAUUACGACCGAGAGCGAAAGUACCGUUAGCGCAGUUUAGAUGCAGAUAGUUUGACUAUUUCUAACAAAAAAAAACUAGGUAAAAAUUGCAAAACAUAUUAGGACAAUGGAUUUAGAAAUCCUGCCUCAUUCGCGAAUUAAAGCAAAGUAAGUUGAAAAGUAUUUAAACGUCAAACUUAAACAAUACUCUUCCGAGCGCUUAACACAAUUGCGAGGAGUAUUUCGAUAAAGCUAAACAAAAUUGGAAUACGGUAAAACAUUUUCAUGUCUGUCUGUCAGUGGUCUUAGCAUUGCGACUCUCAAAUGCUAGAUACUUUCAACACAAGCUGAAACACUAAGUACCUUUACAGGCGAAUAGCAGCAACUUCAUUACGGGAUACAUACAUUUUUUCUCACAUUGUUUCUUAUUUUAAUCCUUCUCAACCAUCAUUUUACCUCAUACACCAGUUCACAAAUAAUACAAGAAAUAUUAUGACAGACGGAUUGCAAUGGUAGGCUCAGACCGGCUAGAUAUGCACAAUCAGUAACGAAGUGGAAAACUGCAGGCUGAUAUAUUUUCUGUUAGUAGGUUUUACAAUGUUAUCUGCAGAGCGUAGAUUACAACAAAAACGGGUAGACAUGAAAUCAAAAGCUUUCCACUGCAAAAGCAAUCCUAGCAAGUAGCCAUUCCGUGCAGUCCGUCGUACAGUUAUUUUCCAAUAGAUCCUAUCAUGUUAAUUUCAACUUUCUCUGUAGCAUUCACGCUUUUCUAGCUUACCGUUAAAUAUCACGCAUCUCGAUGGAUACACUACUUGUAAUAAUGGAAGCAAAUUCCGAAGAGAUUCUACCUCAAAUAAUAGAGUUAGCAUAGAGAGUGAAUCUGAAUCAGCACUGAUGUGUAUCCAUUGUUUUGCCAUAAUACAAUUCGUUUAUCACUUUUCACUACUAUCACGCAAGCACGGUAUAGACCCUCUAACCCACAAAAGAAGCAAAUGCGAAAAAAUCGCUCGUAUUAGUUGAUUUCUGAUUUUGAGCGGGAAAUCCAUUAGUUUAUAAGGUAUAGUAGGGAGUGUGUAGAAAACGGAAAUAUCGGCUCAGGAUUAAUACGCAUACCUAUCCUUACCAAUUUACACAUAACACAACAUUCACACUCUAAAACGCAACUGUAGACUGGACUUGUUGUAGCGGAAGUUUUAUUCCAACAGAUUUUAGCAGCAAGCAGUCAUUUUGGCAGGCGAAAAUCCAACGACUUUAACGAAUUUGCGAAGCAAACCCGUUGAAUGUUGUUUCAAGAUAAGAUUUCUGUCCGUUACUCUGCCCGGCUGCUGCUAGUAAAUUGUCGAGAUGUUCUCGACCGAUAUCACGCGUUUAUGAAAACGUUAGCGUACGUAGCUGUGUAACAAGAUGAGCGAAUAAAGUGUAACAUGAAACUUCGACGGCAGUACUCAAACAUACAUUGAAAGAAACAGAAAAAAUACGAUAAUAAAGAAUAUUACUGUAUUUCGAAAUAA